AUGCAGAACAGGCAUUCAGUCACGGAGAGACAGAACCAAUCCAGUGUUAGAGAUUUCAUUCUUCUGGGCUUCCCAACACCCCUGGAAUUCCAAAUCUUGCUCUUCACAUUGUUCCUCAUUGUCUACAUUUUGGUUUUGUCUGAGAACGUCAUAAUAAUGCUGACAGUCUGGGUGAACAACAACCUCCACACUCCCAUGUACUUCUUUCUGUGGAACUUGUCCUUCUUAGAGAUCUGGUACAUCACCGUCACCCUGCCAAAGGCUAUGGUGAACUUUGUGAUAGAGAGCAAUCUGAUCUCCUUUGUGGGAUGCAUGAUGCAACUCUAUUUCUUCCUGGCAUUGGGCUGCACUGAGUGUGUCCUCCUUGCCGUCAUGGCCUAUGACCGCUACGUUGCCAUCUGCUACCCUUUGCGCUACCAGGUAAUCAUGACACGAACUCUCUGUAUCCAGCUGGCAGCUGGAUCAUGGAUGAGUGGCUUUUUCAUCUCAACAUGGAAAGUCCUCCUAAUAUCUCAGUUGACAUACUGUGGCCCCAAUAUCAUAAAUCACUUCUUCUGUGAUGUAUCCCCACUUCUGAACUUGUCUUGCACUGAUAUGUCCAUGUCUGAGCUGACAGAUUUCAUAUUAGCUUUGUUUAUCCUACUGACUCCCCUUUGUGUCACUAUCAUGUCCUACAUUUAUAUCAUCUCCACCAUCCUACGCAUUCCCUCAGCCAAAGGCCGCCAGAAAGCAUUCUCCACUUGUGCAUCUCACCUCACAGUGGUAGUGAUCUUCUACUCUGCCAGUAUUUUCAUCUAUGCCCGCCCCAGGGCCAUCAACUCCCUCAAUUCGAGCAAACUUGUUUCACUUCUUUAUGCUGUCAUAGUCCCCCUUUGCAACCCAAUUAUUUACUGUCUCAGGAACAAUGAAGUGAAACAGGCACUGAAGAAAACCCUGUUGCGGAAGCCAUAA
Molecule: messenger RNA, 951 nt
Organism: Podarcis muralis (Common wall lizard)
Lineage: Eukaryota; Metazoa; Chordata; Lepidosauria; Squamata; Lacertidae
Product: olfactory receptor 6A2-like
Biological process (GO): G protein-coupled receptor signaling pathway
Cellular component (GO): membrane
Molecular function (GO): olfactory receptor activity; G protein-coupled receptor activity
Source: RefSeq, a predicted model, not a curated record